AUGACUGCGAUUAAGCGAAUGAGCUCGGCCUUUUCUAUCGAAAGCAUUUUAGGAAAUCAUUUAACCUCCGAUAAUCAACAAACCGCCGCUGAACCAAUAAUAACGCCUCGACGGUGCGAUCCAAAUCUUAAAGAUUUCAAAGAUCAUACGAUAUUUACUAAUAAUCUGAGCGUUAAUGAGGUAGAUGCCACGGCUCGCCGCUCUUUCGCUUAUCAAACAACAGAUCAACAAUUGUUCACUAACAAUAAUGAAAACACAUUUGCAUUUAAUGAAAUUUACAAAUCACCUACAGCAUCAUUAAUGCAUCAUUACUUGAAUGCGGAUUUAUCGACAAAUUUCGCCUCCUUACAAUCGCAAUUUCUGAACAAUGGUGUAACCAUGCCUGCAAAUCCAACUACGGAACUAACAGCAUCAUCAUUGUACUGGAAGAGCCGUAGUCCACAACAAAUAAUUUAUAAAGAUGCCGUUCAUCAGAUGCUGUGCACUAAUGCAUAUAAUGCUACGAAUUAUUACAAUUUCAUUGAUUCCCGUAUUAAACGUAAAGGGGGGCAGAUACGGUUUAGCUUCGAGCAGACUAAACAAUUGGAAUAUUUUUUUGCCAAUGCUAAGUAUUUAACACCGGAGGAACGUCGACAUUUGGCAAUGCAAUUGAAACUGAGCGAUCGUCAAGUGAAGACGUGGUUUCAAAAUCGUCGCGCCAAAUGGCCGUAA
Molecule: messenger RNA, 711 nt
Organism: Glossina fuscipes
Lineage: Eukaryota; Metazoa; Arthropoda; Insecta; Diptera; Glossinidae
Gene: HHEX
Product: hematopoietically-expressed homeobox protein HHEX homolog
Exons: 3
Coding region: 1-711 (236 amino acids)
Biological process (GO): regulation of transcription by RNA polymerase II; cell differentiation
Molecular function (GO): RNA polymerase II cis-regulatory region sequence-specific DNA binding
Source: RefSeq, a predicted model, not a curated record